Messenger RNA from Urocitellus parryii (Arctic ground squirrel), 555 nucleotides. NCBI's taxonomy places the organism in Eukaryota, Metazoa, Chordata, Mammalia, Rodentia, Sciuridae. The record is from RefSeq and is a predicted model, not a curated record.
AUGCCGAAACCAAAGAAGCAGAAUCAGCAACAGCAGCAGCCACCACUGCCCGAGCAGGAAGAGACUGGAGAUGAGGAGGAUGAGAGUCCCAUCGGACCACCCAGCCUUCUGGGCCCUCCCCACAAGGCCAGUGGAAAGCCUGAUGACCCCAAAUCAGCUCUUCACAAAGGUCCUCCAGAAUCAAGGGGACUGAUGAUUCCACCACUGAUGAGUCUCCCACCUCCUCCCUGGAGCAGAGGCCCAAUCUGGGGAGGCCUCGGACCCAGGUCUGGCCCAUAUGGUCAUGGUUGGUGGGGGUUCAGUGCUGAACCCCCUUUUCUGGGGCCGGUCCAUGGGGGUCCCUCCAGAGAAAGCUUCCACAAAGAGCAGAGAAACUCUCGAAGGCUCAAAAGCUGGUCUCUUAUCAAGAAUACCUGCCCGCCUAAGGAUGGCCCCCAGGUUAUGGAAGACAAAUCUGACCGCCCCGUCUGUCGAUACUUUUCCAAAAAAGGCCACUGUAGAUAUGAAGACCUYUGUGCCUUCUACCACCCAGGCGUCAAUGGACCUCCUCUGUGA